AUGCCCGCCAUGUUGUCGACUGUCUCGCUGAUCGACCCCACCACCCUCAACCCAUCCUUCUCGGGUCCAGACACGAGUCGUAUGGGUCGACCCGCCGUCAUCAUCACCAGGGGUGACCAACAGACUGCUGUUGACCAGUUCCAGCUCCUUCUUACAAACGCCAAGGCAUAUCGACUGCAGAUGCUUGCCCUCUCCAAGGCAGCGGCUUCCUUUGGUUAUGCCCUCGAGAAAAUCGCACACUCCAAGGCCUCUGUCCGCGACCCUACCAACGUCUGCUCGAGUCUGCAGGCAGCCGCAGGUCUCCAUUACCUCAUGUCGAACCACCAUCAGAUCCUGAGCGACACACUGUACAAGCAGUUUGAGAUCCCGUUGCUGCAGCACCUGGACACACACAAGGCCAACAUCGAGGCCAGCGAGGCACAGUACGAGCGAUCGAUGCGGGACAUGAGCCAAAAGAUCAAAGAAACCGAGGCCACCUCGCUCCAGAAUGGACGGAAGCGACAACGAGGCAAGUUGCACUUGUUCCGACAGGCGUUGACGACGUUGACAAUGCAGGUGGACGAACUGGAGAGGAUCAAGCUGGGAUAUUAUUUCAGCAAUCUGGAGAGCGAGCAAGCAAACUUGCAAUUGAUCUUGCAGAAGACCUCGACGAUUGUUCGUGCCGAAGUCGAUAUCUAUGAGCGGAUUGCCAACAAGGGUCUCAACGAUACUAUCCUCGAACCCAUGACGACGCAGGGUCCAGAUCCUUACUGCACUUACGCGACGACGGAUGAGUUCUCGUCCAUCUUUUCAAUUCUGCCGCCGACACCGAUCAUCCCCACAGGAGCAGCAGGAGGUAGCGGAUCAACAGGCACGAGCACGCCACAACCAGAUCCCAUUAUGACCACCUUUUAUGGAUACCAUGAGGCAAACCCGUUCUCGACUGCCAGGAAUCAGACCGGCACCAGGGAUAGACAUCUGUUCGGGGAGGCAUCCUCAGUUGAUUCCAAGGAGUCGAUUAUGGAUAAGGCUGUGGGUGUUGUUGUUCCUCCUACCGUUGGUGGUAGUGUGGCGGGUGCCAAGGCCCCUGCUGCGGGCGCGACAACUACUACCACGACGACAUCAUCGACAACGGUUGUGAUAGAGUCAAAGACCAAGGAUGUCGCGUCUACUUCGACCGGUGCUACUGCCAUUACUCAGGAGUCUACAAAGUCUUCUGCUCAGACCUCCAUUUCGACUGUCACUGCUUCUAAGGACUCCAAGAAGGGAGCUUCAAAUGAGAAGACUGUCCAGGCACUGGCGAUCGUCGAGGAAGAAAAGAGUAUUUCAGGCAGCAAAAAAUCCUCAGGCGAUGGAGUAACCUCUGAACUUGCGAACGGUCGCGUCGAUGAGGGGACUGGCAGCGUCAGCAAUGGAACCGAGAACAACAACAGCAGCAACCAGGAGAACGGAGUCAAUAUGCGUCGGGGACAACAACAUCACCGCCACAGAUCAUUCUCGAAGCAGUCGGAAGAGAACGCGUCCUCGGCCACAUCAGUAUCAGGAGCAACGGUAACAGCAGCAGCAGUAUCAGCGGCGGUAGUGGCGGCGUCGAGCCCUACCGACCAAGCAUCGUCUAUCCCCUCGUACUCUCUCCGGUCGCGGUCUGGAUCGCGUUCACAUCUGCUUUUGGCUUCGACACCCGAUUCACCGCCCGUUCGGGGGAUGAUCCACAUUGCAGGAGAUUCUGAGUUGUUGAACAACAGGGAUUUCUCAUUCUCGUAUGAGCCCUCAGAGUUGUUGGGACAGCGCGAUGCCCAGCAUCACCACCACCAAUACAGACAGAACCCGUUUGAUGGGAUGAUGGAGGAGGAUGAGGGCGGAUUCGGCACGUCAGCACCGUCAAGCAAUGGACGGAGACCGUCCCUGUCUAACCACCGCACAGCGACGGGGGGAUCUAGUUCUGCAGCAUCGUCGCUGGGAGGAUCUGGGGGUCAUCAACCUAUGCGGUCCCAAUCCAGCGGCCAUGUUGCGUCAGGAAUUGGGAGCACGGGCCAUUUGUUGCAUGGACUCCGACAUACCUCGAGCGACGGCCAGCUGAGUCAUAGUUCGUCGUCUAACUUGAGCAGUCUCGGAAGCACACAUAGUUAUUCGGCAGGCAGUCUACAUCAUCGUCGGAGUACCGGCCGGAUUAAGACCUCUUUCAACGGUGACCAUUACCAGGUCGGAUACAACCACCACACUGAGGAUAGCAUGUCGCCCGAGGCUAUGGCAUUGGGCACCAGUCUGGACGACCCCUCUGCAUCCUUCAUGUCAUGGCGGAAAGUGUCGUCUGCAGGUCUGUUGGGAUUGGGAGGCGCGGCCACGGAGGCAUUUGGUGGACGGGGCGGGUUCGAGGACGGCAUGCCAGCCUUCUUUGCGGACGAUGCCGACGAUUUGGACCAGGCCGAUAAUGUCUCGGUAACUGGGUCUGUGUCGACCUUUGCAGGAGGAGUCCGUAGGAGUGGGAUAACUGUUGGACGGAGUCGAAGCCGGCCAGAGAGUGGCAGCGAUCAGGAUACGACGGGACAAGGACAGGGACAGGAUUCGAACGAUGCGGAUUCGUCGAUCAUUCAAAUGGCGGAUGGGUCUAGCAAGAACGUCAGUUCUACGAAUUUCCACGAGAUCAUUGUCUAA
This is a messenger RNA of Linnemannia hyalina, 2634 nucleotides long. NCBI's taxonomy places the organism in Eukaryota, Fungi, Mortierellomycota, Mortierellomycetes, Mortierellales, Mortierellaceae. The record is from the annotation of a GenBank genome assembly.